AAGUAAGAAGUGACCAUCGAUAGCCGGCGGUCGUCGCGGGGCACCGAGAUUGAUGACCGGAGCUGAGAGCUACUAUACCGUCACUGGCAACGCACGCUUAGUAUACAGCCACAGUCAGGGAUGGUGUCAAAGGUCCACAGAGGAGCGUCGGCGCUGAUCGGUCUGCUUCUGCUGACAGGAUACGCUGUCGCUGAGUGGAAGAGCCAUGGCCAGUACCAGUACUACUUCAACAACAACCGCGUCUAUUGGGAUCAGGGUCUCGCCUUCUGCAGAAGCCAGAAGCCGACAGCAUUUCUCGCUAGGCCCAUCACUGAGAACGCCGAGUUCCUGAAGGGGUUCGGCUCUGCUGAGAUGUACUGGGCAGACCACAGUUACGGCUCGCAGGGCUGGGCUUGGUCGGACGGCAGCCCACUGCCCGCCGGCGACAUCCACUGGUACAGCGGCUACCCCCACCUGCCCGCCUCCGUGGUCAGCAGGGGCCUGUACGAGCGGUCAUCAGCCGCGCUUAUGAACGCCGAGCCCAACUACUAUAAGUAUGGGGUGGUCUGUCAGGCUCCGUUGGAUCCCACGACAGUGCAGCCUUCCACGACGGAGCCGACGACGACAAAACCCGAUCCGACUACACCAGAACCAACGCCCGAACCGACAACCGUGGAACCCCGAACAACGCCCCAGCCGACAACCGAGGAGCCCCAAACAACGCCCCAGCCGACAACCGAAGAGCCCCAAACAACGCCCCAGCCGACAACCGAGGAACCCCAAACAACGCUCCAGCCGACAACCGCGGAACCUCAAACAACGCUCCAGCCGACAACCGAGGAGCCCCAAACAACGCUCCAACCGACAACCGAGGAACCUCAAACAACGCUCCAGCCGACAACUGAAGAGCCCCGAACAACACCCCAGCCGACAACCGAGGAGCCCCAAACAACGCCCCAGCCGACAACCGAAGAACCCCUUCCGUGUCCGCAGGGGCCCGGCUGGCUAGAUGUGGUCACCGGGGAUGGAAGCUGCUACUAUCUGAGCAGCAGCGACCCGGACGCCGGCAACUUCACCUGGGACGGCGCCGCGCAGGCGUGCGCCAAUCAGCAGGCCAGCCUCGCCUCGGUGCCCGACCUGAUCACCUUCUAUGCACUCUCGUUCCAAGUGCGGGGCGGCGGCCAGAACGUCUGGACUGGGCUGAUCUCCGUGCCCGUGGUCGGCUACAGCUGGUCAGACGGCUCGGAGUUUGACGAACAGCUGAAGCAGUUCAUCGUCCCCGGCAACGGCACGGUGGGGUACCUGUCGGCGGAUGACGGCGAGUUCCACCUGGCGGAUGCCGACCAGAGCGCGGCGUUCGUGUGUCGCACGGCCCCAGCGCCGGCGCCAACCACCACAGCGCCACCGCCCGCCGAGCCGUGCCCGGCCGGCUGGGAGCAGUCGGAGGACACGUGCUACCUGUUCUCGGAGCAGCAAGGAUACUGGACAGAGGCCAUGUCCGCCUGCCACCAGGAGGAGGCCGAUCUGCUCUCCAUUCACGACGACAUGCUCAUCACAUUUCUGGUGCUGCGAGUCGGAAACAACACCUUCUGGACCGGACUACAGAACCAGAACACCACGUAUGUCUGGCAGGAUGGUUCCAGCACGGACGACAUCGACCUGGUGGAGCCGUACUUGGACCCCUGGCAGUCCGGCAAGGACUGCGUGGCUAUGAACACAGAGCUCUACAUUCCCAAGCAGCAGUUUCUGAUCCACGACGACUGUUUCGCUGAGAACAGGUUUGUCUGCCAGAAACCCGCCAACUAGAAACAGAAGCCAGAAUACCCUCUGGUGUGAUGCUUAUAUGUAAAUAUGUCACUGAUAAUCACUUUAUGGUUAUGUAAGGCAUUGAAAAAACAAAUAACUGGGCAGCUGAUAGCGCGUUGAUAUUGUGCCUGCAAUGUCUGAAUAAAUAAUGCAUGUAUA
Molecule: messenger RNA, 1944 nt
Organism: Amphibalanus amphitrite
Lineage: Eukaryota; Metazoa; Arthropoda; Thecostraca; Balanomorpha; Balanidae
Product: lymphocyte antigen 75-like
Exons: 3
Coding region: 121-1785 (554 amino acids)
Source: RefSeq, a predicted model, not a curated record